Messenger RNA from Musca domestica (house fly), 1496 nucleotides. It is a transcript of the gene Wwox, whose product is annotated as WW domain-containing oxidoreductase. The transcript is spliced from 8 exons. The record is from RefSeq and is a predicted model, not a curated record. Gene Ontology annotation, molecular function: protein binding. Lineage: Eukaryota; Metazoa; Arthropoda; Insecta; Diptera; Muscidae. The coding region runs from base 158 to 1399 and encodes 413 amino acids.
AAAGAACAAACAUCUGAUGGUGUUCUCUCCUAGCCAAUCAAAUGAAAAUAAGCAAUUGUUAAGUCAAUGCCAUACAACAAAACACAAUAAAUAAAAGCCGGUUGCAGUAAAGGGGUUUGUUGUUUUUCCAAACUAAAGAGUAAAGUUCGUUUGAGAUAUGAGUUUUCUACCAGACUCUGAUAGUGAAGAUGAACUGCCACCAGGAUGGGAGGAACAGGCUACGGAAAAUGGCUACGUUUGUUAUAUAAACAAACAAACAAAAGUAGCCCAGAUGACACAUCCACGCACAGGACGAUCAAAGCGCAUGACAUUGGAAUUGCCACUAGGUUGGGAGAAACGUUUCGAAGAGGGAACACAAAGGACAGUAUUUUUUAAUACCACUACACAACAAACAACUUAUAUGGAUCCACGUUUGGCAUUUGCCUUGGAAGAACCACCUAUGAAUAUAUCACAAGUACGGCAGCGUUUUGAUGGCAGCACUAAUGCUUUGCAAGUUUUGCAUGGCAAAGAUCUGCAUGGUCGUUUGGCCAUAGUGACGGGAGCUAAUAGUGGUAUUGGUUAUGAGACUACACGUUCAUUGGCAUUUCAUGGCUGUGAUGUCAUAAUGGCUUGUCGCAAUCGUUCUGCCACCGAAGAAGCUAUCGAACGUAUUGCUAAGGAUCGAGCUGCUUGUCGCAGCCGUUUGCGGUGGAUGUCAUUGGAUUUGGGCUCUUUUAAGUCUGUGUGUUCCUUUGUAGAAGAAGUUAAACAGAGUGUAAAGCACAUUGAUAUGCUGAUCUUAAAUGCUGGGGUUUUUGCUUUACCUUAUACCACUACUGAAGACGGGCUGGAAACAACAUUCCAAGUAUCGCAUUUAUCAAAUUUCUAUAUAACACAACAGUUGGAAUCGUUAUUCGAUCACAACACCCGUAUUGUGGUGCUUUCAUCAGAGUCCCACAGGUUUGCAAAUCUACCAGCGGAUAAUCUAACGCCACAACACUUGUCGCCGCCACCAGAGAAAUAUUGGAGCAUGAUGGCCUACAAUAAUGCCAAGUUAUGUAAUGUAUUGUUUGCUGCCAAGCUGGCAAAGCUUUGGAAGCACCGUGGCAUUUCUGUGUUCUCUGUCCACCCGGGCAAUAUGGUGUCAACGAGUAUACAAAGGAAUUGGUGGUUCUACCGUUUACUGUUUGCUUUAGUGAGGCCAUUCACUAAAUCGCUGCAACAGGCGGCAGCCACAAGUAUCUAUUGUGCCACUGCCAAUGAACUGACUGGCCUUACAGGGCUUUACUUCAACAAUUGUUAUUUCUGUGAGCCAAGCAAAUUGUCGCAAAAUGAGAAUUUGCAAAAUCAACUGUGGGCGAUAAGUGAGGAAAUGGUGACACGGCUCAAGGAACAAGGCAGCCAACAGCUGUUAUAUUAAGGACAAAAAUGAUGGACCCCUUUGUUUUUCUAUUAAAUUAGUGAUGAUUUUUUAACCAAUAAAUAAAGUAAAAAAUUAAAGUGAUUAUGUUUUUAAA